GGCAGCUACUGAAGCUAACACGGAUAACGCACUCAGAUUAGUGCAGACUCCCAACAGAGUCGACCUCUGUUCCAGAGUCAACACAACGUGCUUGGAAAAGGAAUAAAAGACUCAUUGAGAGCUUCAAGCAAGAUGGGUAAUCAGGAAUCUCAGGUUGAGCCUGCCAAUGCAAAGCUGCAAAAUGGAGCAGCAAAUGGCCAUGCAAACAUUCCAUCUGAAGACACGGGUGAAACUGUUCCCUCUGAAGCAGCAAGUAACAAGCUACAACAAAGCGGUGAGCUCCCCUGCCUCUCCACGAAGGAGGCCAGCCCCCCAUCAGUCAAUGAGGUGGAUGGCGGCAGGGACAUCACCAAGGGCACCCCACCAGCUCCCAAGAGCGACGUGCUGCUGUCAUUGUCAUUGUCACCCAGUACCGAUGCCCCCAAGGAACCAUCAGACCCCCCGGUCAGCAUCGAGGUCUCUGUUAAAGAAGAGGCCAGCCUCCAGUUUCUUAAAUCCGCACCGGAAACACCAACUGAGUCUGACUCCACCCCCAAGGAGGAGGAGAAGGUGGAGAAAAAGGGCUUUUUUAAAAAUGUUUUUAAGAAGAAAAACAAAAAUGAAAUUGAGGACGAGAACAAGCCAACUGUGGUGGAGUGCGACAGUCCACCUGAAGAUCAGGCCCCUUCAAUAGAGGCUGAGGUUCUGACCAAUGGCGUUCAUUCUGAACCCUCAGACCCCCCUGUCAGCAUCGAGGUCUCUGUUAAAGAAGAGGCCAGCCUCCAGUUUCUUAAAUCCGCACCAGAAACACCAACUGAGUCUGACUCCACCCCCAAGGAGGAGGAGAAGGUGGAGAAAAAGGGCUUUUUUAAAAAUGUUUUUAAGAAGAAAAACAAAAAUGAAAUUGAGGACGAGAACAAGCCAACUGUGGUGGAGUGCGACAGUCCACCUGAAGAUCAGGCCCCUUCUAUAGAGGCUGAGGUUCUGACCAAUGGCGUUCAUUCUGAACCAUCAGACCCCCCUGUCAGCAUCGAGGUCUCUGUUAAAGAAGAGGCCAGCCUCCAGUUUCUUAAAUCCGCACCAGAAACACCAACUGAAUCUGACUCCACCCCCAAGGAGGAGGAGAAGGUGGAGAAAGGGGGCUUCUUUAAAAAUGUUUUUAAGAAGAAAAACAAAAAUGAAAUUGAGGACGAGAACAAGCCAACUGUGAUGGAGUGCGACAGUCCACCUGAAGAUCAGGCCCCUUCUAUAGAGGCUGAGGUUCUGACCAAUGGCGUUCAUUCUGAACCCUCAGACCCCCCUGUCAGCAUCGAGGUCUCUGUUAAAGAAGAGGCCAGCCUCCAGUUUCUUAAAUCCGCACCAGAAACACCAACUGAGUCUGACUCCACCCCCAAGGAGGAGGAGAAGGUGGAGAAAAAGGGCUUUUUUAAAAAUGUUUUUAAGAAGAAAAACAAAAAUGAAAUUGAGGACGAGAACAAGCCAACUGUGGUGGAGUGCGACAGUCCACCUGAAGAUCAGGCCCCUUCUAUAGAGGCUGAGGUUCUGACCAAUGGCGUUCAUUCUGAACCAUCAGACCCCCCUGUCAGCAUCGAGGUCUCUGUUAAAGAAGAGGCCAGCCUCCAGUUUCUUAAAUCCGCACCAGAAACACCAACUGAAUCUGACUCCACCCCCAAGGAGGAGGAGAAGGUGGAGAAAGGGGGCUUCUUUAAAAAUGUUUUUAAGAAGAAAAACAAAAAUGAAAUUGAGGACGAGAACAAGCCAACUGUGAUGGAGUGCGACAGUCCACCUGAAGAUCAGGCCCCUUCUAUAGAGGCUGAGGUUCUGACCAAUGGCGUUCAUUCUGAACCCUCAGACCCCCCUGUCAGCAUCGAGGUCUCUGUUAAAGAAGAGGCCAGCCUCCAGUUUCUUAAAUCCGCACCAGAAACACCAACUGAGUCUGACUCCACCCCCAAGGAGGAGGAGAAGGUGGAGAAAAAGGGCUUUUUUAAAAAUGUUUUUAAGAAGAAAAACAAAAAUGAAAUUGAGGACGAGAACAAGCCAACUGUGGUGGAGUGCGACAGUCCACCUGAAGAUCAGGCCCCUUCAAUAGAGGCUGAGGUUCUGACCAAUGGCGUUCAUUCUGAACCAUCAGACCCCCCGGUCAGCAUCGAGGUCUCUGUUAAAGAAGAGGCCAGCCUCCAGUUUCUUAAAUCCGCACCAGAAACACCAACUGAAUCUGACUCCACCCCCAAGGAGGAGGAGAAGGUGGAGAAAGGGGGCUUCUUUAAAAAUGUUUUUAAGAAGAAAAACAAAAAUGAAAUUGAGGACGAGAACAAGCCAACUGUGGUGGAGUUCGACAGUCCACCUGAAGAUCAGGCCCCUUCUAUAGAGGCUGAGGUUCUGACCAAUGGCAUUCAUUCUGAACCGUCAGACCCACCUGUCAGCAUCGAGGUCUCUGUUAAAGAAGAGGCCAGCCUCCAGUUUCUUAAAUCCGCACCAGAAACACCAACUGAAUCUGACUCCACCCCCAAGGAGGAGGAGAAGGUGGAGAAAAAUAGCUUCUUUAAAAAUGUUUUUAAGAAGAAAAACAAAAAUGAAAUUGAGGAUGAGAACAAGCCAACUGUGGUGGAGUGCGACAGUCCACCUGAAGAUCAGGCUCCUUCUAUAGAGGCUGAGGUUCUGGCCAAUGGCAUUCAUUCUGAACCCUCAGACCCCCCGGUCAUCGAGGUCUCUGUUAAAGAAGAGGUCAGCCUCCAGUUUCUUAAAUCCGUGCCGGAAACACCAACUGAAUCUGACUCCACCCCCAAGGAGGAGGAGAAGGUGGAGAAAAAUAGCUUCUUUAAAAAUGUUUUUAAGAAGAAAAACAAAAAUGAAAUUGAGGAUGAGAACAAGCCAACUGUGGUGGAGUGCGACAGUCCACCUGAAGAUCAGGCCCCUUCAAUAGAGGCUGAGGUUCUGGCCAAUGGCGUUCAUUCUGAACCCUCAGACCCCCCGGUCAGCAUCGAGGUCUCUGUUAAAGAAGAGGCCAGCCUCCAGUUUCUUAAAUCCGUACCAGAAACACCAACUGAGUCUGACUCCACCCCCAAGGAGGAGGAGAAGGUGGAGAAAGGGGGCUUCUUUAAAAAUGUUUUUAAGAAGAAAAACAAAAAUGAAAUUGAGGAUGAGAACAAGCCAACUGUGGUGGAGUGCGACAGUCCACCUGAAGAUCAGGAACCUUCUAUAGAGGCUGAGAUUGUGACCAAUGAUGUUCACUCUGAACCGUCAGACCCACCUGUCAGCAUCGAUGUCUCUGUUGAAGAGGAAGCCAGCCUCCAUCUUCUUAAUUCCGUACUGGAAACAGCAACUGUAUCUGACUCCACCCCCAAGGAGGAGGAGAAGGUGGGGAAGAGGGGCUUCUUUAAGAAAGUUUUUAAGAAGAAAAACAAACAUGGAAUUGAGAAUGAACCAACUGUGGAGUGCAACAGUCCACCUGACGAUCAGGACCCUUCUAUAGAGGCUGAGGUUCUGACCAAUGGUGUUCAUUCUGAGCCCUGCGACGUAGACGGGACCACCACUGUGGGGACGGCUUCAGAAGGUCAGCUUCCUAACGGCACCCCAGCUGGAGGUGAAGCCCUCAAAGUCAGCGGUGAAACGGUUCACCAGGUGGACACUGAAGAGCAGGACAGUGGGGCAGAGGACAGUCCAGUGAUGAACUUUUUCAAAACUCUCGUGACCCCCAGUAAAGCUCCCAAAGAUGAGGGAGCCCCUCCCGCAAUCCCUGUGGAAGAGGUGAAAGUCAGCGAAGAGCCAGAACCGAAGACUCGAGGCGAGACAAGCCCUGUUAGCCCAGCUGCCAGCCCAUCGAUGGCAGAGCCCAAAGCUCCGGCUACUGUGAAAAUAUCUGUGGUCAGUCCAUUCAGCAAGCUCUUCAAAUCAAAGCAGUCCUCGAAGGGUGCCCAACCAGAAACCACAACAAAAGAAGUGGAUGCGUCAAUGGCCACCAAAGCCCCAAAACCUCCACCACCUCCCCCACCACCUGAGCCACCUAAACUGGAGGUGAAAGUGGACUUGGAAGCAAAAGCCUUGAACAGUGCUCAAAAAGAAGCACCCAAAGAUGCAGUGAAGGAGCCUGAAGCUGCCAGCAAGCAGAAGCCUGCCAAAGGCAGUCCCUUCCUCAAGCUGUUCCAUCCAAAGGAGGAGGAGAAACAGGACGAGGAGCCACAGCCAGUUGAGGAGGAGGUAACUGAGAUGGAUUCAAAGGCGAAAGCUGCAGAUGUCCAAAUUACCCCAGGUCAAUCUCCAAAAUCAGAGAAGAAAUCAGGAAAGUCCAAUCUCCUCUUCCGCUUGAAACCUUUGAGCCUGCAAGUCCCGGCGGUCCCGGUGUGUAGCCACAGCGUUCCGGCCAGUUCUGCAACCGCGACCCCCGACACCAAAGCGAAGGAAGCCACAUCGGUAGUCGUGCCCACCGUCACCACGGUUACCACCCAGGCCAUUGUGGUGGAACCCAGGCCUGCCGCAGAGGCCGAGAAGAUGAGGAUCGUGAGGCAGGAAGCUGCCCCCGCGGACGGGAAGUCUGUCUCCGGGGCGUCGCAGUCAGGAGAGGACGGCACCUCCAGCCUCACUAGGAAGUUGGAGAAAAGGAACUCCAUCCACAUGUUCUUCAAAAGCCUGGCUCCAAAGCGGCAGUCUGAGGCCGGAGUUCAGACCGACCCCGUGACCAUAACUUACCCGGCCAAAUAACAACACCCCCAAAUCAGGAGCUCCCGAGUGCCUACUUUCUUCUUCCAGGGAAAAACAGACAGCAAAUGUAUAUUUAUAUUGAAAACAGGUUUCCUUUUUUCGUUGUAUAGGAGGAUGGAUGUGGAGGGUUUGUGAGGUUAAAAGCAAGUCAUUGUGACUGUUCGUGUGGGGACUGUUGUUUCACAUGGGGUGGAGAAAGGGGAGGAGCCAGGAGACAAAGAGCUCAUUAGAAGGUUGCCUCGAUGUGGAAGUGAAAAGUAUUUUUGAUUGGGAGUCAGGUUGAUAUCUGAUGCAGGGAAAAGACAGGAGAGAUGUUAUUGAUCCAUUUGAAGGGACUGUAGUGUUUUAAGUAUCACCUAUUCUUUUAUACACAGGAUUCACUUUAAUAAUGCUAAACUUUAAGCGUAUUUAUCUAUUCUUUGUGGUCUAAUAUGACUUAUUUUGUCUGGUUGUUGUUGUUUUUUUCUUUUUCAUUUGUUAAAGAAAAGUCUCCCCUGAAGCACUAAAACUUUAUUGAAAUAGUGUUCAGCCAGCCUGCUCAUUGAAGCAAACAAAAUACAUUGAUGCUGCACAUGUGAGAGGAGGUUUACUGUUGAAGCCCUGUGCACCCUGCCACAUAAUUAGCAGAAUCUCCGGAGCAGAGAUCUGUGUGUUCAGCCUGGUUAUAAUCUCAUAAUUCCAAAAUUCAAUCUAGGUGUUACAGAAGUGGAUAGGUCCAGUAAGGCAUAAACAAAAUGCCCUCAUUGGUUUAACUCCAGAUAACACAUUUAGGCAUUCUGUUUUUACAACUAGUAAAUCACAUUAUCAGUUUGGACUGAGCUAAGAUUAACCGGAUAUGAUGUACAGACACACAAAGGAAUGUUACACUUACUUAAUUUUUUUGAAGACUUGUUUUUUUCCCUUUUUUUUUCUUUCAUUAAAAAAUGACUGAGGCAAUACAGAAACAAUUUGCAUCACAGACAUCCCAAAAGCCAAAUUCAGGAAUGGAUGUCAUAUCACAUGAAAAAAAUUAGAGUUCUUUAAUAUAAGUACUUCCUCCACUGAUCAGCAGCUCACUAUUGACAAUAAACUGUGAACACAAGUUAUCACCAAAUAGCACCAAAUAUCACCAAAAAUAAAUUCUCUCUUCCUCUCGAAUGAAGACAAUGUCUGAAUUUGAGGGUGCUGUUAUAUAACCAGGGUGUUUAUGGGCCAGGGGAGACACUGUCUUUUGAGACCAACUUUUAAUGAUUUCUAAAGUUUCAUUACAUAUUUAUUUGAAAGGACACUUAAUAUAUCCGUAAUUAUUUUAACACAUGCUCUUGUAAAAGCAUGUUUAUAUCAGCCAGGUUUGCAAUUAUUCCUUAUCUCUUUAACGUCAAGGGCAUUUUCAUAGGCCUCAAUGGUGGCCUUCAACCUUCAUUAUUCUGCAUGCCAUUUUUUAUGUAAACCUUGUAAAUCUGAAGAUGAAUUUCAUGUUCUGAAGAAACCUAAUUGAAAACAUAUGGGGUAAUUCUGUCUGAUGAAGUCUGUAGUGAAGAAUAGCCAAUUAACUAAUUGAGGUAAACCAAUUAUCCUGUGGGGUCUCUGUACAUAUGCUAUGCAGUUUAGGAAUAUGUAGAAGAAAAUCUAAGUGUAAUUUAUCCAUGAAAAUGAACUGGCAACAAAUGCCCUAAACUGCAAAUCUGUCCUUUCUCGUGCAGCAACUGAUUCAAAAGAUAUUAAAGCUGUAUAGUUAAAUGCUUUUAGGCAGAUUGCUCUGUCAUACAAACUGUAUACAGAGCAAAGCUUCAUACAGUUGGUGUCCUUGUCUACAUGUUGAAUUCAUAAUAUAUAUUCUGGUAUUAAUUCAUACACAUUAUGAUGCAUAUUAUUCCAAAUAAAGCCCUUGACAAGCGGAUAAUUA
Molecule: messenger RNA, 6562 nt
Organism: Conger conger (European conger)
Lineage: Eukaryota; Metazoa; Chordata; Actinopteri; Anguilliformes; Congridae
Gene: bcas1
Product: brain enriched myelin associated protein 1
Exons: 24
Coding region: 133-4677 (1514 amino acids)
Biological process (GO): myelination
Source: RefSeq, a predicted model, not a curated record